GGAAAAUACACUAUUUUCCAAAGAGGGAUUACCGAAAAACGUGCACCGAUAAACCAGAGUUUAUUGCCUGAUUCUUCUGGAGUUGUAUGAGGCCCAGGAACCCCCCAAACCAUGGCAGAAGGGGGCUGUGCAAAGACCGAAGAGGAGGAAACCACGGGCUCCGAGGAGGAUCUGGGUUCGUCUCGUGGCAGCGGCGUGUGUAAAUGGUUCAACGUCCGGAUGGGUUUCGGGUUCCUGUCCAUGACCAACCGAGAUAUGACACCGCUGGAGGAGACUGUCGAUGUAUUCGUUCAUCAGAGCAAGCUGCACAUGGAGGGCUUCCGUAGCCUGAAGGAGGGCGAGGCGGUGGAGUUUACCUUCAAGAAGUCGUCUAAAGGCCUAGAGUCUGUUAUGGUGACGGGGCCAGGGGGAGCACAGUGUGUGGGCUGUGAGAAGACACCCAAGGGGCAACAGAAACGACGCUCCAAGGGGGACAGAUGCUACAACUGUGGAGGACCUGACCACCAUGCCAAAGAAUGCCAGCUACCUCCUCAGCCCAAGAAGUGUCAUUUCUGCCAGAGCAUCAGCCACAUGGUGGCCAACUGUCCAAUCAAAGCACAGCAGUCCUUCCCUGGCUCUCAGGGAAUAGCAUCAUCAUUGAGGGAUGAGAAAGAGGAGCAGAGCCACGCCCCCUUGCUCCAGAGGGAGAGCACUGAAUGAUCCAUUCAGGGAUUCAGCCAAUCACAAGGUUUCAUUGUAAUGCUGCUUUUGGAACUACAUCAGGCUGUCUUUAUUCAUCGAACUAACAGCAAGAAAAUGGUAAAUUUAUUGAUGCGAUAGUUGAGAUUGAGAGUUAGCUCUGUGUUUUAAUGCACAGAGAGACACAUCUAUCCACCUUCUUUGCAACUCAAAUACUUUAAAGUAAUUCCUUUUCUGUCUAUGAAGUUAUUAUUUCUGCAUUAGAUACUGAAAUAAUCUAAACUCACUGUGUUUACAAACUGCAAUAAGCCUUGUAUUGUCAGUUUUUACCACUGUACGUAU
Molecule: messenger RNA, 1020 nt
Organism: Coregonus clupeaformis (lake whitefish)
Lineage: Eukaryota; Metazoa; Chordata; Actinopteri; Salmoniformes; Salmonidae
Product: protein lin-28 homolog A-like
Exons: 4
Coding region: 112-699 (195 amino acids)
Molecular function (GO): nucleic acid binding; zinc ion binding
Source: RefSeq, a predicted model, not a curated record